Messenger RNA from Syngnathus acus (greater pipefish), 1721 nucleotides. RefSeq names its product gap junction protein alpha 10 b (gene gja10b). The record is from RefSeq and is a predicted model, not a curated record. Lineage: Eukaryota; Metazoa; Chordata; Actinopteri; Syngnathiformes; Syngnathidae. Bases 302 to 1684 code for a protein of 460 amino acids. Gene Ontology annotation, cellular component: connexin complex. Gene Ontology annotation, biological process: cell communication. The transcript has a single exon.
CCAGUCUGGUGACCUGUAAAAACUAGCAGAGUGGAUCUAACCUCAGGCCAUUAUGGCAUCAUGAUUGAUCAAAUGUAAACUGGAGACCUAGUUCCCAACCGCUCUGGAUAGUCGGAAGCAAUGGACAGUAGGGUUAUUUUCUCUCUCGGAAGAGAACAAUGAUGAAUCAGCCUCUAUUCGCGAGGGCAAAGACUACAGAUAACUGUAAGUAAAUAACCUUCUUAAUUAAAAACUUUUUUGAUCUGAUCAUGGUUUGAACAUUCUGUUUUUUUCCUGGCAGCAAAAAAAAAUGUGACGGAAGAUGGGGGAUUGGAAUUUGUUGGGCAGCAUUUUAGAGGAGGUUCAUAUUCAUUCCACCAUUGUGGGCAAGAUUUGGCUGACCAUCCUCUUCGUUUUUCGUAUGCUUGUCCUUGGUGUUGCUGCAGAGGACGUCUGGGAUGAUGAACAGAGUGAGUUUGUUUGUAAUACAGAGCAACCUGGCUGUAAAAAUGUUUGCUACGACCAGGCUUUCCCUAUUUCGCUCAUCCGUUAUUGGGUGCUUCAGAUCUUAUUUGUAUCUUCACCCUCUUUGGUCUACAUGGGUCAUGCGUUGUAUCAUUUGAGGACCCUCGAUAAGGAGAGGCACCGAAAAAAAACAUGUCUGAAAGCUGAACUGGAGACCACAGACCUUGUUCUCAACCAUAAGCGAAUAGAACGGGAGCUUCGGAAAUUAGAUGAACAGAAGAAAGUAAGGAAAGCUCCCCUUCAAGGAUCUCUGUUGCGAACAUAUGUUUUCCAUAUCUUAACAAGAUCAAUAUUGGAAGUUGGUUUUAUUAUAGGUCAAUGUGCUCUCUAUGGAAUCAGGUUGUCUCCUCUGUACAAAUGCGAGAGGUUACCUUGCCCUAACAGCGUGGAUUGUUUUGUGUCACGACCAACUGAGAAGAACAUUUUCAUGGUUUUCAUGUUGGUUAUAUCUGGAGUUUCUUUAUUCCUCAACCUUCUUGAGACCUUCCAUCUGGGUGUGAAGAAAAUCAAGCAGAGUCUGUACGGUUAUAAAUACGGAGAUAGUGAUAGUAUUUGCAGAUCGAAGAAAAACUCCAUGGUGCAGCAGGUCUGCAUACUUCCAAAUUCCUCUCCACAAAGACUGAUGCAACUCCCACAAAUGGUCUGCUCAGUUUUGUCCAACACUCGUGAAGAAACUGAGCCAUUGAAUCUCACUUCUCUAGCUCCUCUUAUCCAGGUAUCUAACAAGACUCAUCAGCCACCAGCGAACAUCCAGAAUUUGCCACAUCUAAGAGCUAUGGAUCGGCAACACAAUCGAGAUGUUACCUUGCAAUCAUCUUAUAGUGAUGAUUCAGAUGCACCUCAUAAUUCUGGAACAUUGCAGUAUACUGGACCUCAAGCUUCAUCAUUGGCCAGACACAUGGAGACCUUUGCAACCCAGAGCAAUAAACUAAGAGAGCAAAGUGCAAUGGGUGUGUAUAGUGACACGAGUGAUUCUCCAGGUAGUGAACAUUUUUCGACAGCCCGAAAAAGCAGUUUCAUGUCCCGAGGAAUGUCCGAUGGUAGGCAGGGCAGUCCAUCGGACAGUUCUAUGACUGGAAUGAGCGCUGAGGCCCCGAACUUCAACAAGGAAGAGAGUCCUGUCAUGACUCCACCGCCUCCAUCUAGCGGGAGGAGAAUGUCCAUGGUGAGAAUAUAUUAAAGUAACCCAGCAAAUGUUAUGACAAUUAAUUGAGAUA